Anopheles nili is the source of this 1277-nucleotide messenger RNA. It is a transcript of the gene toy, whose product is annotated as paired box protein Pax-6. The record is from RefSeq and is a predicted model, not a curated record. Gene Ontology annotation, molecular function: RNA polymerase II cis-regulatory region sequence-specific DNA binding; DNA-binding transcription factor activity, RNA polymerase II-specific. The coding region runs from base 1 to 975 and encodes 324 amino acids. The transcript has 5 exons. Lineage: Eukaryota; Metazoa; Arthropoda; Insecta; Diptera; Culicidae. Gene Ontology annotation, biological process: regulation of transcription by RNA polymerase II; anatomical structure development.
AUGCAUCCGCCAGCCGCGGCUGGACCGCUUGCAACGAUGCAAAUCCAGAGCAACAUACAGAGCGUCAACUCGAUUUUCGGCUGCAAUUCGUCCGGCCACAGCGGCAUCAACCAGCUCGGCGGCGUGUACGUAAACGGGCGGCCUCUGCCGGACUCGACGCGGCAAAAGAUCGUCGAGCUGGCGCACUCCGGUGCCCGGCCGUGUGACAUCUCACGCAUCCUGCAGGUGUCGAACGGGUGCGUCAGUAAAAUACUUGGCCGGUACUACGAGACGGGUUCGAUCAAGCCACGAGCGAUUGGUGGCAGCAAACCGCGAGUCGCAACAGCCGCAGUCGUAUCGAAGAUUGCGGAGUAUAAGGCGGAGUGUCCUAGUAUUUUCGCGUGGGAGAUACGGGAUCGCCUGCUGUCGGAAGGCACCUGCAACAACGAUAACAUCCCGAGCGUAUCGUCGAUCAAUCGCGUACUGCGCAACUUGGCCUCCAACAAGGAGACGUCGUCGCAGAGCAAUGAGACGGUGUACGAGAAGAUCAAGCUAUUCAACAACACCAGCGGUCACUGGACCUGGUGCCAGAACAUCGGUAGUGGCCAGUUCAACUUCUCCUCUCAUCCCAUCCCCCAUCUAUCGCUGAAAGCCUCCACCGAGCAACCAUCCAAGCCAGCCAACUGCUGCCUGGAGGAGAUGAGCGACAAGUACUCUUCGGAAGACGACGAAGACUCCGAGCUGCGACUGAAGCUGAAGCGGAAGCUGCAGCGCAACCGCACCUCGUUCACGAACGAGCAGAUCGAGAAUCUAGAAAGAGCAGAAUUUGAGCGCACUCACUACCCGGACGUAUUUGCCCGAGAGCGACUGUCGGAGCGGAUCCAGCUGCCAGAGGCACGCAUACAGGUAAUUUGGUACUACUGGGUGUACAUGCAGGUAAAUUACGAUCCCUUGAACCGACUGGUAACCGAUAGCAAAUCCCCAAAUGUGUGUUGACUAUUCCGAGAAUCGAUGCGAGUAGGUUUCGCUUGCCAGUUGGGUAAGUAGCGGCAAGCGAGUGUAGGAGUUUUCAGCCGAAUGGACUCAUGCAAAAUGCUGCCAGAUGUCAAACCAAUCCCACACCCGGAGACAGGCGCAUUCGUUCGAUUAGGUCACCAUGGUGCUGGCGGUCUAUUUUGGAUUCUCGGAAUCAAAAACGCCCCAACAGGCCCCAACGGUUCACAAAGGACCACCGCGCGUCAUGGAACACCUGAGGCGUUGUUUGGCCAUUGUUGAAUGUUGAGUACGAAAAUAAAUAU